Messenger RNA from Penicillium vulpinum, 1161 nucleotides. RefSeq lists its product as uncharacterized. Lineage: Eukaryota; Fungi; Ascomycota; Eurotiomycetes; Eurotiales; Aspergillaceae. Bases 1 to 1161 code for a protein of 386 amino acids. The record is from RefSeq and is a predicted model, not a curated record. The transcript is spliced from 2 exons.
AUGGUACCGAAUGAACCCGAUGAGAGACUGGUCUAUCUGGCUUGUCGACAUCUUUUUCGCGACUUAAACUCCCACCUGCGAAAGCCGAAGCCGAUUAAAAGUGUGCUUGAAAAAAACACACCAGCACUCACCGAUAUUCUCAGAGAAUAUGAUAUUGAAGGCUUAAGCAGUGUUGUGAAAAAGCUCUUGGAAGCGCAAGUUUUCGAAUCUACAUUAAAGGCCAAAAUCAGAUUCCCUGAGCUAUUUGAUGUGUCACCGGCGCAGAGUGCCGAACGAGAAACUUCAGAAGCGGAGGCAGCAAGAGACGAGGCGAAUUCCAUAAAGGAAAUUAGUGAAAAGGAGUUUACCCCGUCGAAUGCCGUUGACCUUUUACCAGAAACUUCCCGGGCGGACAAAGGGAAAGAAAAACUGGAUGAAUAUUUAGCCGAACAUGAUCGUCAACCUGACCGAGAGAUACCAUCGUUAUAUCCUAUCUACAUUCCCUACCGAAGCCAACAUCUCAUCACCAGCUCGGUACAAUCCAUAGUCGAAGAGAGUUGCUUCAUAUUCGGCCAGCAACAUUUCCCUCAGCUUCUAGCCAGAAAACAGUGGGAUUGCCCAGAAGCCGUGGAAUUGACAGAAUGGACUAAGAUCCUUGCUCAGAAUCAUACUCUGCUGAAUACCACUGUUGUCAAGGCCGCGAAGAAGCCACUCGACGAAAUUUUUGGACUACUCCGUGAAUUGAGGCACUCUGUUGUACACCGGCUUCGAAGGAGCGCAUCUGGCGUGGAGCGGCUUGUUGAGAAUGCAGAGCUUUUUGUGGAAGUCCUGCAGGAUCAAGAUCGACUAGGCAAGAUCUCAAUACUUCGAAAUGAGCUAAAAACGGCCAUUGAAGAGCUCGCGCGAAAUAAAGACCUUUUGGAAGCAAGUCUACUAGCUCAACUGAAAGAUAUACGUGCCGAGCGGGCGAAGCUGGAUUUGCGGGAGCAGAAUGCUAUCCAGGCCAUGACUGAUGACGACCUUCAAUACCUGGAUGACACCGGACACAGACUAGUUGAUAUGGUCAUGCGGAUGCAGUCAAGUGGGGUGAAAUCCGUAAAUGGAGAGCCAAUAAUGGCUAGAUCUGAAUCGGGAUCUGAUUCGGAGGCAGGGUCGGAGUCAAUACAAACGAUUUGUUGUUGA